This is a messenger RNA of Danaus chrysippus (African queen), 213 nucleotides long. The record is from the annotation of a GenBank genome assembly. NCBI's taxonomy places the organism in Eukaryota, Metazoa, Arthropoda, Insecta, Lepidoptera, Nymphalidae.
AUGGAACCAUUACUCCGUGAGUUGGUGGAGAAGCCAAGUGUAGCACCGACGAGGUUGUCCCCAGAAACAGUGCUGGCUGAAUACCACCAGGAAGGGUGGCGAGGCGAAGAAGUAAGUUGUUUCGUCUCACAAGCAUCCUUCCUCGCCUGCGAAGUGACGGAGCGAAAAGGUCUUCCUCCCGCUCUCUCUCCGCCUUCUACUUCAGAGGGAUAA